UCUCAAACGGUCGAAUUGCACACCCCUCCUCUCUCUCUCUCUCUCAUCUGGGUCAUCCCAAUGUUCAACUUCCAGCACUUUUGAGGCCUUUUCUGCGACUUGGGUUUGCUUAAGAGAUGGAUUUCCUCAAGUGGGUUGUGAUGGGCUUGGUGUAAAGAAUGAGAAAAUCGAUUUGUAUGGAACUUGGGGUCUUGAACUUUCUCGGCUCAUUGCCUCACUCCAUUGACAUCGAAUGCCGAUUUCGCUUCCAAUCGGCAUUCGAUCCCUUCUGCAUUGCCUCCGAAGCCUUCUAUGAGCGUCGUCGGUUGUUGACCCGAUUAACCGCGAUUGCUCCCAUUAGCUGAAUGAGAGAACACACUUUUUAAAGAAUAAAAUUUAACCCACAAAACUAUUUAAUAAAGCAAAAACAAAUUAUAUAAAAAGUCCUUGUCUUUCUGGUAGCUGUUUGGUUCUUCACAGGAAAUGGAUACAGGGGUUAGUUUGGUUCCACCAUCAAGUAAUGGAAUGCUUUCGAAGGUGAAGCCUCCCAAUGAAGAGGCCGAUUAUGCAGAGAGAGACCCGAGCAAUCGAUAUGUUCGGUACAAUGAAAUCUUGGGCAAGGGUGCCUUCAAGACUGUCUACAAGGCAUUUGAUGAAGUUGAUGGAAUAGAAGUCGCUUGGAACCAAGUGAAGAUUGAUGCUGUCUCGCGAUCACCAGAAGAUUUGGAAAAAUUGUACUCUGAAGUUCAUCUGCUGAAAUCACUGAAUCAUGAAAAUAUUAUUAAGUUUUAUAAUUCCUGGGUGGAUGACCACAAAAAUACUAUUAACAUGAUUACUGAGCUCUUCACAUCUGGAAGUCUAAGGCAGUACCGGAAGAAGUAUAAAAAUGUCGAUACUAAGGCCAUAAGGAAUUGGGCGAGGCAGAUUCUCCGAGGUUUAGUCUUUCUCCACAGUCACAACCCGCCUAUCAUUCACAGAGACUUAAAAUGUGACAAUAUUUUCAUCAACGGAAAUCAUGGAGAAGUUAAAAUCGGAGACCUGGGAUUGGCAACUGUUAUGCAACAACCUACUGCUCGAAGUGUGAUUGGGACUCCUGAGUUUAUGGCUCCAGAGCUCUAUGAAGAGGAGUAUAACGAACUCGUCGACAUAUACUCUUUCGGGAUGUGCAUGUUAGAGAUGGUUACUUUUGAGUAUCCAUAUAGUGAAUGCAAAAGUCCUGCUCAAAUAUUUAAGAAGGUUACCUCUGGCAUUAAACCUGCAUCCCUUGGUAAGGUGAAUGACCCCCAAAUUAAAGAGUUCAUUGAGAAAUGUCUGGUUCAAGCAUCCGAGAGGCUUUCUGCAAAAGAGCUGCUCAAAGACCCAUUCCUUCAAGUUGACAACCCGAUGGAACCAAUCCGUGAUCCCUUACAGUUACCUAACCAAAGUUUGAAAGUAAUAAAUUUACCCAAGUCGGGGCCUCUUUCCAUGGACAUAGAUACUGAUUAUAAGCAGCUAUCUAUAAGCACAUGUGCAGGAAGCAACAAUGGAAGUCCACAGGUUCUGGAAUUUCUAAGGACAAAUAAAAACAACCAGUUCAGGUUAAAUGGGAUGAAAAAUGACGAUGAUUCAGUCUCAUUGACCUUGCGUAUUGCUGAUGCAUGUGGUAAGGUGAGGAACAUACAUUUUCUCUUUUACCUUGCUACUGAUACCGCAGUGUCUGUGGCGAGUGAGAUGGUUGAACAACUGGAGUUAACAGAUCAUGAUGUAGCCUUCAUUGCUGAGUUUAUUGAUUACUUGAUAAUGAAACUUCUACCCGGUUGGAAGCCUUCAUCUGAUUAUUCCUCAAGCGGACCAGUAAGUCCUUAUGGUGGCCAACCCUCAAUGUCCAGCCUGUGGGGUUCAGCGCUAUCUGGUAUUCCUUCUAGUUCCGGGGUUGAGCAAGAUGGUAGUUGCUGUGAUAACACUGAAACAGUUAAUUGUAAUGGUGGCAUUACCUCUUAUCCAAGCUUUGCUGAUUUUGCUGAUGAACAUUCGAAAGUAUCAGUUGAGUCUGCUGUACUGGUUGAUGAUGCUUCCACCAAAAACGACAAAGUAGCUGAAUCUGUUGAUUGCAGCAAUACUGCUGGAAGCUGCAUGUGCUCAUUUUUUUAUGACAUCAAAUUUCAAAGCAACUAUGCUAGUAAUGCAGAGGAAUGCUCUCUGGUGAAUGGGAUCACAGAGAAGUUGGUGUUUCCGUUGCUUGAAAUUGAAGCACCAAAGGUUAUGAGCUUGACAAGCAGCUGUUCUUCACUGUCUUUGGCAGAUAAUGAUCUGGAUGCUGAGUUGAAGUCGGUACUUGAUACCAUUGAAUCACAGUACCAGCGCUGGUUCCAAGAACUCUCUAGGAUGAGGGAGAAAGCAUUGGAAGUGACUAGAAAGAGAUGGAUAGAAAAGAAGAAAGUGCCUGUUCACUAAUUUAGAUCAUACUGAACCCAUAUUUUCUCUAAAAAAUUUCCCCUGUUUGACCACUUUUAUCUGCGUUUAUAAUGUUCACUGGUAUUUCUAUUUAACGGUCGACAAGAUGUUUAACCUUUGUAUUGGAUGCGGCUCACUUUUUUCAGAAGGCGUGAUCCUUCUCUGGACUAAAUUUUGUGCUGA
Molecule: messenger RNA, 2595 nt
Organism: Prunus mume (Japanese apricot)
Lineage: Eukaryota; Viridiplantae; Streptophyta; Magnoliopsida; Rosales; Rosaceae
Product: serine/threonine-protein kinase WNK8-like
Biological process (GO): protein phosphorylation
Molecular function (GO): ATP binding; protein serine/threonine kinase activity
Source: RefSeq, a predicted model, not a curated record